This is a messenger RNA of Monoraphidium neglectum, 706 nucleotides long. RefSeq lists its product as hypothetical. The record is from RefSeq and is a predicted model, not a curated record. The transcript has a single exon. The annotation marks the transcript as partial. NCBI's taxonomy places the organism in Eukaryota, Viridiplantae, Chlorophyta, Chlorophyceae, Sphaeropleales, Selenastraceae. Gene Ontology annotation, molecular function: protein binding.
GCCCAGGACACGGCAGCCUCGUGCUGGAUACCGAAGGCCAGCAGCAGUGACAGCACCGAUCACAACGCCAAGGUGGCGGCAGCCGCGGUUGGCCACCAAGACGACGAGAUGCACAGUCAGGGCGACGCCACCAACAGCAGGCGUGCGGGCAAGGUCAGCAGGAGAAGCAGCGUGGGAGUCUUGCUGGACGCCAGCCACCCACAGGGCGUGAGCCCCGUGCACGUCGCCGCCGCAGCUGGGCGUGCUGACGUGAUCGAGCGCCUCAUGCUGAUUGGGUGCGACCCAAAUCAGCGGUCCUGGAUUGACUUGCCGCUCUCUGAGGCGCUACAGGGCGCCUUGUCAGGCGACUGCGUGGCCAACAUCAAAGGCCUGAGCACUGGCAGCAGCGGCGACAGCCACGCAAGUGGCCGUUUCAGCAUGAUCAGCAGCGAUGGCAGUGGGCGAGGCUGCGGAGCAUUCCCAGGAUCAGUGGAAACUCAGCCGGUGCCAUGCCCGCUGCUGCUGCCGGCAGACGCACUGCAUGGUGACGCGCUGCUGAGCGGCGGGGUGCCGCUCGCCGCCGGGGUUACGCCUCUCCAGGUGGCAGCUGCAGCUGGCCAUGUAGCAGCUGUUGAGGCACUUCUAUGCGCCUCUGGGACAGACGUCAACUCGCGCACUGCCCAGGGUCUCACCGCACUGCACCUGGCUGCACAUUUCGGUCACGCAG